AUGUUAGGCACAUCGCCACGGCUGCGGGAGCCAACUGUGGUGCAUCCAGACGAGCAGAUAUGGAAUGGUGUUCUGUUGGAACUAGACGAUGAGGAACUCUCUAGUGAUCUUAUGCGAAUGGCUGCUGUGAGUACAACAACGCAACGAAAUGAUACGUUUAUACCCCUCAGUUGCUCUGCUCAUGGUCCUUGCCGUUUGGAAGAGCAGAAAGCCUUAAGUGGGAGACUCCUAUGUCAGACCAGCGGAGAGAAGGGCAACUGGUCGAUGUCAGCACGGUCGAUACGGAAUGGCAGGUAUUCUCCAGACGAAUCGUCAAUUGCAUUGCUUGAAUAUCCCGGCACAGGCUUCAGAUUCGAUCUUAUUCAUCCUGAAUUGGAAUGUUCAAAAACUCAGAUCCGACCUGGAACUCUGCUGAAACCUCUUUCUGAACUUGACGAUCCACGGAUCGUGGACUUUCUGAGAAGGCAGCAUGAUGAGUCUCGACGUAAGGACGCUCUUCUAGCUCGUGAUGUGCUGAACCCUUGUGUCUACGCAGUCGUUCCGAAGACUAAUGUGAUGCGAUUGACUGACGACCAAGCAAUGCUACUUCUUGCCAUCGAGUGCGAACAACGGGUGCCUCUAUACAAAGAUUUUGAGAGAUUCGACUUCCUAAGCAGUUUGCGGGAGGGAGAUGCUGUUUUUGUCCAGGAUUCUAACAAGAUGUACAGCGGUCGUAUAAGCAGAGUGGGUGAACGGCCGUAUUGCUAUGGUACGUGGUACAAUAUCGAGAUACCGGUGAGUUGGAAAUUUGCGCUGGAUUUUGCUUCGCACAUUUUCGGAUUUCUCUGA
This is a messenger RNA of Cooperia oncophora, 828 nucleotides long. The record is from the annotation of a GenBank genome assembly. Lineage: Eukaryota; Metazoa; Nematoda; Chromadorea; Rhabditida; Trichostrongylidae.